AUGGACUCCACAUCAGCUGCUGAUAACAUAAGGGAAGAUGCUGUGAGCAAGGUUUUGGGAAAAGACAAACCUGGACGAGUAAGGGGCUUUGGUAGAGGGAUUACAGCUAAUAAGCUAGCAUAUCUGCAAUUUAGAGACGCUAAGAUUGCAGAAAUGAAAAGUGAGAUUGAAGAUUUAAAGGGGAUGGUGCGAGAAUUAGCUGAGAAGAAGAAAAGUAAUGUUGAUGCUGAAACAUCUGAGAGUAGUGGUGGAUUCAAAGAAGGAGUCAGAGUACAAAUACUGGAUUGGAUUGAAUCAGAGGAUGUUGUUGUUGGUGAAGGAGAAUUCUGCUCUGCUGAACCGAAGUACAAAAUUGGUCGUAUACCAAUUGGUCCUAAUGCAGUGGCUAUCGUAGUUAAGUAUGCACUAAGCGCAUCAGCUUCACUCUGGAGGCCUACUACGGAUGUGUUAACUCUUGAUGAAGCUGUGGGAUACAAGAUAUCUUGGCCAAUGGAUAAAGUGAUUUUGGAUAAGGAUCCAAACUGUUCUGAAGAUUUAUCUAUGCAAAGCAAGGAAGGUGAAUAUCGAAGAUGCAAGAUAUAUGAUUGGACCAAUGAUGAGGACGAGGUCAUUGCUGAAGGUCUCGUGUGCUCUUCAAAAUCCAAAGACAUGGUUAACAACAUACCUCUGGGUCCCAAUGCUGUUAGUGUCGAAGUAGUGAAGGUGUUCAAUGAUCAAGCAUAUUUGUGGAGGCCAACCGCUGAUAUGUUCUUGAUUGGUGAUGCACUUAGCGAGAAAAUAGCAUGGCCAGUCCUAAAGGUUGAAGUCAUGCCUACACCCGCUACAGAAGUAACACCAACUAAAUGUGCAGGGAAGAAAAUAGCAUCACCUUCGAAGCCAGCCAAGAAAAAAGCAGUGAGUCCAGGCAGCACUAGUUCGACCAGAAGUCCGAAGCAGAAGUGCACUCUCUUGGAUUGCAACAACUCUGGACGUAAGGUAGCUGAAGGAAGGGUAGCUUCAACGGAUCCGAAUGAGUUGUGCCACUUUGUACCCCUAGGUCCAAAUGCAAGCAAGGUGUGGAUUGAUGUGGCUAAGAUCGGUGAUGCAAAAGUCUGGAGGCCAAAUUCAGAGAUUGAAUACAUAUCUGAUGCAAUGGGUUCGGUUGUGGCAUGGCCAAAUGACAAAAUCAAGUUUGUCUAAAAUUGUCGUCUGAAACAUUUUUCAAGUUGGUUCUCAUCGGCUAUGUAUUUCUAGUGUGUGAUCGAAUGUUUAGGUACUUUUUUACUCGGUUGAAAUCAUGUAUGAUAUUAUGUAACAGUUAGCAGACAAAAAAAACAAAAAUUAUGUGUUAUAUUAUGAUAUAAGGUUAUGUGUGAAAAUGUUUAGCUUGUUAACCCCUAUACCCUUAAGUGCAUAAUUUUACAUUAAACCAUAAGCUUUAAAAAUUAAAUCCACAGACGGGAAGACCAAAAAUUAAAAUCCUAUACCCUAAGUGAAAUCCCUAAACCCUAAAGUACAAACCUAUACCCUAUACCCUAAUUGUACUUGAUUUCACAAUUUUGUUCAUUCUUAAAAGGAUAUUGUAAUCUUAAUUUCACAAAACUGAUUAGUUAUAAAUUUUAUAAACACUCAUUUGUUCAAACCCUAUACCCUAAAGCCUUUGUACAUACAAAUAAGUAGUAGUGUUUAUGAACAUAUGAGCUAGAUUGAUCAAUCUUAUAAAAGCUCACAUAAAAAAUUUAUAUUCAUACAAUUUUUUUUUUGUAAAAUUGGAAAACUGAAUAUUUGAUUUUUAAGAUUUAAUUUAAUUUUUUUUUGCUUCAAAAUCAUAUUUAUAUAUUAAUUUCCAGAUUUCAAACGAAAUUAAUACCUUGAGCCAAUAAGGAGUAACCUCCAAGAUUGCAGACGUGGCAAACCAUAUGCCGAUGGAUGUGUCUUCCCAACUUCAAUCUUAGCCAUUCUUUUUAUUUUUUGAGCCAAUGAGGAGCAACUACUAAGAUUGCACUCGGAAAAUUUCAGAACACAACAUCUCUCUUUCUGUCGAAACUCCUUUCUGUCUCGCGAUCUAAAAUCGAAAAAACCUAAAGAAAGCACAUGUAUCUCUCGAGCUAAAAUCAAACCAGCUGUUCCUGUAUUCGCCGAUUGAAAGUAAGCAAAUGGAUAAGUCGUGGAUUUGGCUUCCAAGGUAUAACCUAAAAUCCCUCGAUCUCAUUUCUACUCGCCGAUUGAAAUAAAGCUAACUUCUUUUGUCUGAUUCUUGUAGGAAUAGCCACGAGUAUUCAGAAGGAGCAACUAAUUUUGUGAAUUCGUCCGCAAAAAGAUUGGGAAGUCUGUCUGAAAUGCUAUGCCCUUGUAGAGACUGCCGCAAUCUGAGCCAUCAGUCACUGGAUAAAAUUGUGGAGCAUUUGGUGAUUAGGGGUAUGGAUAAGAAGUAUAAGAGUUCUCGUUGGAGUAUUCAUGGAGAAAAAAGAGAUUCUGCAGAAGACAGUGUUCUUCAAUAUGAAACAGAGGCGUUUGAUUUGUUUAAGACAACAUUCUCCAUGGACGAAGGUGGUCCAAACCCGACAACUGACAACGAAGACGAUGAAGCACCAGAGGAAAUUGAGUUUAAGAAAAAGCUCAGAGACGCUCAAACGCCAUUAUACUCGGAUUGUCUCAAGCACACAAAGGUUUCAGCUAUCAUGGGACUUUACAGAUUCAAGGUUAAAAGUGGUGUGUCGGAGAACUACUUUGAUCAGCUGUUGGUUUUACUUGAGGAUUUGCUACCUGAAGACAAUGUUCUUCCCAAGAGUUUAGCUGCAAUCAAGAAAUUUCUGAAGAUCUUUGGGUUCGGCUACGACAGUAUUCAUGCUUGCAAGAAUGAUUGCAUAUUGUAUAGGAAGGAGUAUGAGAACCUAGAAAGCUGUCCAAGAUGCAAAGUUUCAAGAUGGGAAAUGGAUAAGCACAGUAAUGAGUUAAAGGUGGGGAUUCCGGCAAAGGUCCUUAGAUAUUUUCCAAUCAAGGACAGGUUUAGGAGGAUGUUUAGAUCACAAAGGAUGGCUGAAGAUCUGCGUUGGCACUAUACCAAUGCCACUGAAGAUGGUACAAUGCGGCACCCUGUUGAUUCUAUCUCUUGGGCACAAGUGAAUGCUAAAUGGCCAGACUUUGCUGCUGAUCCACGGAAUCUUCGACUUGGGAUUUCUACAGAUGGGAUGAACCCUUUCUCCAUGCAAAGCACCAAUCACAGCACAUGGCCAGUGUUGUUAGUGAACUAUAACACGCCUCCAACCAUGUGUAUGAAGGCUGAGAAUAUAAUGCUGACUUUGUUGAUCCCUGGUCCUACUGCUCCUGGUAACAACAUUGAUGUUUACCUAGCACCACUGAUAGACGAUCUAAAGGAUUUGUGGGCUGAGGGUAUUGAAGUGUAUGACUCAUUUGCGAAGGAGAACUUUAAUCUCAGAGCCUUGCUGCUUUGGAGUAUCAGUGACUAUCCAGCCUUAGGAACACUGUCUGGAUGUAAAGUAAAGGGGAAACAAGCCUGCAAUGUAUGUGGAAAGGAUACACCUGCAAGGUGGCUUAAGUUUAGCCGCAAGUUUGUCUACAUGAGUAACAGAAGGAGACUACCGCCUGGCCAUCGUUACAGAUAUAAAAAAGCUUGGUUUGACAACACUGUGGAGGAAGGGAAUGCUAAUAGGAUACAAACAGGCGCUGAGAUAUAUGAGACACUACAAGCUUUUACGAAUGAUUUUGGUAGACCUCUAGAGAAGAAAAAAAAAAGGAAAAGACUAGAGUUGGAAGAUGAUGAGAGGUUACAAGAAGAAGAGUGUGAAGAAUCAAAUGAACUAUGGCGGUGGAAGAAGAGAUCAAUAUUCUUUGAUCUACCUUACUGGAAGGUAAACUAUAGUAACUGACCUAUAUUAUCUGAUUACUGGAAGAAGAGAUCAAUAUGUCUAACAGUUUCUUGUUUAAUGUGUUAGGAGUUGCCUGUUCGUCACAAUAUUGAUGUUAUGCACGUAGAAAAGAAUGUGUCCGAUGCUAUAUUGUCUCUGUUGAUGCAAAGUGCGAAGUCAAAAGAUGGGUUGAAAGCAAGAAAAGACUUAGAAGAUAUUGGAAUCAGAAAGCACUUGCACACAGAGGUGAGGGGAAAGAAAACAUACUUACCUCCUGCUGCCUACUGGUUAUCGAAGAGAGAGAAGACCAUUUUCUGCCAAAGGUUAGCUAAGUUUAGAGGCCCUGAUGGUUAUUGUGGUAAUAUUGCGAAUAGUGUUUCAGUUAACCCUCCAAAUAUUGGUAGUUUAAAGUCGCAUGAUCAUCAUGUCUUAGUACAGAACUUGUUACCAGCUGCAUUAAGAGGGUUGUUACAUAGGGGUCCUAGGAUAGCCAUAAAUAGAUUAUGCAGUUACUUCAACAGGUUGUGUCAGCGCAUCAUUGACCCAGAGAAACUUAUAUCCAUGGAGACAGAGUUUGUGGAGACAAUGUGUCAGCUGGAGCGCUUCUUCCCUCCAGCCCUUUUUGAUAUCAUGUUUCACCUUCCACUACAUUUAUCAAGAGAGGCACGGUUGGGAGGACCAGUUCACUUCCGAUGGAUGUAUCCCUUCGAAAGGUUUGAUCAACAUCUCUCUUCAAUAUAUCCACUUCCCACAAUGAUGUUUGACUAAUAUUCAUAUUUCCUGAGUUAUAGGUACAUGAAAACACUAAAGGCUUUUGUUAAGAAUUAUGCAAGGCCAGAAGCAUGUAUGGCUGAGGCGUAUUUAGCUGGAGAAUGUGUUGCAUUUUGUUUAGAGUUCCUUAAAGAAUCAGUACCAGUUCAAGAAGCAGUUAAUCGUAAUGAAGAUGUUGAGGCUGAUAGAAUGGUGGUUGAAGGCCGACCUCUGCAGAAGGGUAUAGAGGUUACCCUGUCAGAUAAAGAUAGAGACAUUGCACAUCGAUAUGUGCUAAUGAACAUGGCAUCUUUGGAUCCCUUUCUUGAGUAAGUAAUUCUCUAUGUUUCUUCUACUUGUUUUACUCAUAAUUUCAUUUUCAUAUACUGUUGUUUAAUUUAAAAUCAGGAUGCAUUUGGAAGAGUUGCAAGCUAAGGAUGCUCGAUUGGCUAAAAAUGAAACUUUGUUAUGGAAAAACCAUACUGAACACUUUACAGAAUGGCUUAAAAAUAAGGUUACAAACUCCAAAUUCUUUUCUUGAUUAUUAUUGUAAAUACUGGUUAGCUUGUUUGGUGAUGACUGGUUAGCUUGUUUGGUGAUGACUAGUUAGCUUGUAUCAUGAUGCCUGGUUUGUAUCUUGAAGAACAUGUCCAUAUUUUAGCGAAUUGAUGUCUGAGUAGCUUAUAGCUUGAUGAAACUGUCUGGAUUUUUAGUAUUUUGAUGACUGGUUAGCUUGUAGAUUGAUGAUUGGUUUCGUGGUACAUAUUAUCAUGUUUUGAUUAUAAUUUAAGUACCUCGGCUUGAUGAUAAUCCUCUGAUUUCCUGCGGCAGAUUCAUUUAGACUCAAAAGAUAGUCAUUCUAAGGAGAUAAGGUGGUUGGCAUUUGGACCAAGAAAUGUUGCUUUAGCACAUAAAGGAUUCAUCAUCAAUGGCCAACGGUUUCAUACUGAUGCGGUCAAGCUGAAGACACAAAACAGUGGAGUAACUUAUGAAGCCUUUAGCAUGUGUAGAUCAAGUGCAAGAGAUAUGAGACAGGUCGCGGAUAUGAUUACAUACUAUGGAGUGAUAAAGGAGAUUUUGGUCAUCGACUAUCACAUGUUCAAAGUGCCACUCUUUAGAUGCAACUGGGCAAACACAGCGAAUGGUGUGAAGGAAGAAGAUGGCUUCACUCUUGUUAACCUUCAUAUGAACCAAGCAGCCUAUUUGAAAGAUCCAUUCAUUCUACCUUCUCAAGCGAAACAGGUUUUCUACUCUAGGGAGGAUGAUGCUUCAAAUUGGUAUGUUGUUAUGAGAGCACCACCUAGAGGUUAUCAUGAGUUGGAAACAGAAGAGGAUUUAGGUGGUGCUCCUUUACCUGUCCAAGAAGUUGAUGAUAUGGGUGAUGAUAUGGAUGAUGAUAGUGUAUAUGUUAGGGAUGAUUGUGAAGGUUUAUUAGUGGUAGAUUGAUGAUAUGUUGUAUGCUUGUGUGAUGGUUUGUAUGAAUGUGAUAAUGUUGUGUUAUGGGAUUUGAAUAAUUAUAUUGAUUUUU
This is a messenger RNA of Brassica napus (rape), 6126 nucleotides long. RefSeq lists its product as uncharacterized. The record is from RefSeq and is a predicted model, not a curated record. The transcript has 4 exons. NCBI's taxonomy places the organism in Eukaryota, Viridiplantae, Streptophyta, Magnoliopsida, Brassicales, Brassicaceae. The coding region runs from base 1 to 1179 and encodes 392 amino acids.